AUGUGUCUUAUUUUUUUGACAGGUGUGGAGGAACGUGUUAAUCGCACACCAGAUAUUCAAUGUUUGAUUGAAAGUGUUGACAUUACAGAAGAUAAUGGAAUACAUAGGGAAAAUGAAUUGAGAACAAAAAGGCGGUUUGAUAUAUGUAAAAUAAAAGGUGAUGAAGUUGUUGUUUUAAACUCAUGUUCAGGAAAAUAUAAUGUUACUGUCAAGAAGCUUAAUGAAGAUGAAGACUCUAAUUUUGAAGAUGCUAAACCUGUGAUUACAAGGAAAAGGAGAAUGCAUUAUACUUCCUUCAAAAAUGAUGACAAAGAAAAUGUGAAGAAGUUUAAAAUACAAAUGAAUAAAGAAGGAAAUGUAGUGAAAGCAAGGAAAAUGACUAAAGUUGUAGGAAAUGAUGCAGAAGAAGCAAGGAGAAUACAAGUACGGACAUCUCUAAAUGUUUUGUGCAGUUGUAUGCAUAACCUUAGCAAGGAACAGGAAGCGUAUAUUUCUUCUAUUGGUCUGGGGCAUUUGUUGAAUAUGAAAGUGGAUGGGUGUGCAUCAAUUAUGGGGCAUUAUACUGUAGGGAAUUUUGAUGCAGAUAGGAUGGUACUCAACCUUCAUCAUGGAGAGAUACCAAUUAAUCGGCAGGUUAUUCACGAAAUGUUGGGUCUGCUUCUGGGAAAUGUUACAAUAAAGUCCAUGGCUUAUAGAGAAGUCACAGACGACACGAUAACUGUUUGGAAGAAACAAUUCGAUGAUGAAGAUAAUAUUAGAUCAAGGGCAGUUCAACAAGUUAUUAUGAAAACAACAUGUGCAGAUUUACUCUUUAAAGUAAACAUAUUUGUCCUGCUGUGUAAUACACUAGGCGAUGUGCCGCCUGCUGCCACCAUUGUGCGCCGCCUCAUACUGCGCCCGAGAACAGGACGUGAAGUUAGAGGGAAACCGCUGAGGGCCAUGAUGCACGAUGUGUACAUCGUGCGUGAGCCGGGAGCCAUCGUAAUUGCUCAGUAA
This is a messenger RNA of Lactuca saligna, 996 nucleotides long. The record is from the annotation of a GenBank genome assembly. NCBI's taxonomy places the organism in Eukaryota, Viridiplantae, Streptophyta, Magnoliopsida, Asterales, Asteraceae.